This is a messenger RNA of Pyricularia pennisetigena, 615 nucleotides long. RefSeq lists its product as uncharacterized. The coding region runs from base 1 to 615 and encodes 204 amino acids. The transcript has 2 exons. Lineage: Eukaryota; Fungi; Ascomycota; Sordariomycetes; Magnaporthales; Pyriculariaceae. The record is from RefSeq and is a predicted model, not a curated record.
AUGUCAUCUUUAUUCACUGGCACGGCGCAGGUCUCACACAAGACCAAGCUGCCCGCCGGCGUGACCAAGGCCUCGGCGGUAGCAAUGCUGCACGACCACGCCUUCUACCUCGAGUGCGACCCGCAUCUGGUCAAGUACAGCGCGCUGGACGCGGACAAGGUGGCGUCGCUCAAGAAGACGUCCAAGCUGCCCAAGGGCAUCGGCGGCGGCGGCGGGUCAGAGACCAGGUACUACGAGGUCCACGACCUCGUGCACAACCUGCCGGGCGGCUUGUGGGACUCCAACGUGGUCAGCAGCUACGAGAUGACCGACACGCCGGAGGGCGUCUUCGUCCGCAUCCGCAGCCCCAUGAGCGUCGUCAUGGACACGUACUGGACCAUCAGGGAGAUGCCCGCCGGCGAGGUGGCUGAGAAUGGCGACAAGACGCCCGGCGGGCUGGCCAUCGUGGAGGAGAUCACCAUCAUCGCGCCGAGGCUGGUCGUCGGCAUCGUCAAGGGGCUUUGCGAGGGCGGCUGGAAGAAGAUUCACGACAAGAUGCUCACGCGGUUCCAGGCACCCGGUCAGGCUGCGGCUGCAUCCAUCCCGCCAGCGGCUCCGGUUCAGGCGGAAAGUUGA